CAACCGCGCCAUUCACAAGUACAACGCGUACAGGAAAGCGGCCUCUGUCAUUUCUCGAUAUCCGAGCAAGAUACGGAGCGGGGCUGAAGCCAAGAAGCUGGUAGGUGGUCGUGCCCGGGUUGCCGGCGGGAGGAUCUGGGACAGCCGGAGCGGGGACGAGGUGCCGGGGGUUCCCGAGAAGCAUGGGGGCAGCCCCGCUUCUGCCAGCGCCUCUUUCCGGUACCCGAGCCAGAGUUCGAGGACGGGUUGUGGCCACUUUGGGGGUUUCAGAGCUGGAACUGGGCAUCCCAUCUGUGUCUCUGCCUGAUGGAGUAGGUGCUAAAAUAGCUGAAAAGAUAGAUGAGUUCUUAUCCACUGGAAAACUACGCAAAUUGGAAAAGAUUCGACAAGAUGAUACAAGUGCUUCUAUCAAUCUCCUGACACGAGUUACUGGCAUUGGUCCUGCUGCUGCUAGGAAGUUUGUCGAGGAAGGAAUUAAGACUUUAGAAGAUCUAAGAAAAAUUGAGCACAAGUUGACCCAUCACCAGAGAAUUGGGUUGAAAUACUUCGAAGAUUUUGAGAAGAGAAUCCCCCGGGAAGAAAUGCUGCAAAUGCAGGAAAUUGUGCUCAAAGAGAUAAAGAAGCUGGACCCAAACUAUAUUGCUACAGUCUGUGGUAGUUUUAGGCGAGGUGCAGACUCAAGCGGCGAUAUGGAUGUUCUCCUAACCCAUCCCAGUUUCACAUCUGAAUCGUCCAAACAGUCAAAACUUCUGCGUCAGGUUGUAGAACAACUGGAAAAAGUCCACUUUGUCACAGAUAUGCUAUCUAAAGGUGACACAAAAUUCAUGGGUGUCUGUCAGCUGCCAGAUAAAGAAGAUGGAACAGCCUAUCCACAUCGGAGAAUUGAUAUCCGGCUUAUCCCAAAAGAUCAGUAUUACUGCGGUGUACUGUAUUUCACAGGAAGUGAUAUAUUCAAUAAGAACAUGAGAACUCACGCUCUGGAAAUGGGCUUCACAAUCAAUGAAUAUACUAUACGCCGCUUGGGUGUUACUGGAGUCGCUGGCGAGGCCCUGCCAGUAGAAUGUGAAAAAGACAUCUUUGACUAUAUCCAGUGGAAAUACCGAGAGCCAAAGGAUCGGAGUGAAUAACUAACUGCUUGUCUAGGUUUCUGGCCUAGAGAGAUGUUUUCGUAGCUUCUUGUGAACAUGUGAAAGUGCAUAGUCUUACUUUGGAUGUUACUUGAGAAACUGUGUAUUACUGAUGCUUAAAGCAAGUCUGUGGCACUCGAACAGAAUGUGAAGAUAAAUCCUGUGAGAUUUCAUUUUCAUAUAGCUACAGAAUAAUUUGGGUUGCUAGGGACCCCUAAAUGUCAUGUAGUCUAGUCCCCCUGCCAUGAGCAGGGCCAUCUUUGACUAGAGAAGAUUGCUUAGAGCCCAGUCCAAUCUGACCUUGAAUGUUUCCAGGCAUGAGGCAUCCAGCAUCUCUCUUUGUAUCUUAUAUAAAUGUAGAUGCCAGAAUGAAAAAACAGGCUGUAUCAUGAAGUACUCCUAAAGAGUACCAUUUUCAACUACUGUCUGUAUCUCCUCAUAGCUGUGUUAAGUGUCUUGGUGCAACGCUGAAGCUUGUGAUGAGUUCUUCCUGUGUAGUUACUUCUGAAAUCUUUCGGUAUGGUCUAUAUGCUAAGGUGGGCAUUCUCCUGUUGCAUGGGACCUGUGAAUUUUGUUACUAGAAAUGUUGUAGUACUAUUGAUUGCAGUGCUCUGUGUUUCAUUUGGCUUGGUCUGAUUAAUUGAUGCACUGCUACCACUCCUGUAGAUUCAAUCUGCCCUUUUUUAUAUGCAAACCUGUCAGAUCUUAUUUUAUACCUCCCCUUUAAUUGUUGGGAAAAGUAAUGAGUAUUUUGGAUGUGAGAUGAGGUCUCUUCAAGUGUGCAUGUGUUUGGGACAGGGAUUCUGUUGGUAAACUUAAAACUUAUCAAAGUAAUAAACUACUAGCUUCCAUGUGUUACAGACCAUGAGCGUGGAAUAUAUUGCUGCUACUGUGUUUAAAUACCUUGUAGCAGUAAGGCAACUGUAUUACAGAACUGCAAGCUUGAAAAGAUGAGACUUUUGUACACAGUCGAUUUGACUAAUGCUAACCAUAUAAUACCUCUCUUGGUUUCUUAAUGCCUAAGUUCUCUAUUGGCAUCUAUGAGGGCAGAGAGGAUUUUGUAUAGACUACUUAACUUGAACCUGAAUCAUGAAACAGACAUAAUACUAUUUCUUAUUUUUAUCUUAUUUAAGCCUGCAGAACAAGUACAUUUUUAGUUUGUUCUGAUACAAGGAGAGUUGAUCAAUCUUAGUAAUAGAGAUUAUAGGCUAAUGUUCUCAUUUAUCCAUUUCUUUUCUUCCAUUUUUCUUGUUGGAAGUUUUAAUUAUUUUCUGGGAGUGUUCCCUGGUGCUAAUGCAUGCAACAGUAUGUAAGGUAACUAGAAGUUAACUUGGUACUAUGUGAAGUAUUUUGAUGACUCAUUGUAAAAAUAAAUAAAGCUGAUGUAUUUAGUAUUCAGUAAUCAGUGGGAAUAAACAGUUAUUUCAUGAUGAA
Molecule: messenger RNA, 2561 nt
Organism: Catharus ustulatus (Swainson's thrush)
Lineage: Eukaryota; Metazoa; Chordata; Aves; Passeriformes; Turdidae
Gene: POLB
Product: DNA polymerase beta
Exons: 13
Coding region: 183-1127 (314 amino acids)
Biological process (GO): double-strand break repair via nonhomologous end joining
Cellular component (GO): nucleus
Molecular function (GO): DNA binding; DNA-directed DNA polymerase activity
Source: RefSeq, a predicted model, not a curated record